Molecule: messenger RNA, 228 nt
Organism: Tachysurus vachellii
Lineage: Eukaryota; Metazoa; Chordata; Actinopteri; Siluriformes; Bagridae
Gene: anapc11
Product: APC11 anaphase promoting complex subunit 11 homolog (yeast)
Biological process (GO): protein ubiquitination; anaphase-promoting complex-dependent catabolic process; positive regulation of mitotic metaphase/anaphase transition
Cellular component (GO): nucleus; anaphase-promoting complex
Molecular function (GO): ubiquitin protein ligase activity; zinc ion binding; cullin family protein binding
Source: RefSeq, a predicted model, not a curated record
AUGAAGGUGAAGAUAAAGCAGUGACACAGUGUGGCUUCAUGGCUCUGGGUGGCCAAUGAUGAGAACUGUGGCAUCUGCAGAGCUCCGUUUAAUGACCGCUGUCCAGACUGUAAAGUCCCUGGGGACGACUGCACACCGCUGGUGUGGGGUCAGUGUUCACACUGUUUCCACAUGCUGAACUCACAACAGGUACAGCAGCGGUGCCCCGUGUGCCGGCAGGACGUUUAA